Molecule: messenger RNA, 720 nt
Organism: Fusarium coffeatum
Lineage: Eukaryota; Fungi; Ascomycota; Sordariomycetes; Hypocreales; Nectriaceae
Exons: 1
Coding region: 1-720 (239 amino acids)
Source: RefSeq, a predicted model, not a curated record
AUGGCGCCUUCAGAACUUACCCCAGAGCUAUCGCAGCUCUUCCAAAAGAUCGAGAGCAGUUUCAAGAACACUCAACUCGGCGACCAACGCUGGUACAUCCUCGUCAUUGCCUGUCUCUCCACUAGUCCCGAUCCAGAAGCCGCUGCCGCGCUGUACCAGUAUUUGAUCAAGCAAGACGCAUAUCAAACAAGCGAGUCGCGACAGGCUCUUAUCCGACGCAUCCGCGAAGCACUCCUCAAGAGCGUCAUCCUCGUCGGCGUGUGCAAACCCCUUGAGGCCAUACUUGCAAUCAGCAAGAUCGAGCGACCCGAAGACCGAGAUUACAGCGUCACGCGCGAAGGAUUCCAGAUCAACGACGAAAGCCACGAGCGCGGGAAAGACUGGUUCAAGAAAGUAUACACUCGAAACGCGGGGGAUACGAUCGGCAUGUUCGACGCGCACAAGGACUUUGCGUGGACCUCUAUGGAGAUCACGUACGGGUUGUUCUUAUCGGAUCGGAAGGUUCUGGACGAUAUAGAUACACAGCUGGUGGUGCUGCCGGCGAUCAUGAGUCAGAACUUGCCGACGGAGUCGCAUUGGCAUAUCCGUGGGACGAGGAGGAUCGGCGUGUCGAAGGAGGAUGUGCAGGUUGUUUGGGAUGGUGUCAAGGAGAUUGCCAAGUUCUUUGGGGUCGAGUUGAACAAGGUGCCGACGGUGGAUGAGGUUGAGCCAGAUGUUUAG